This is a messenger RNA of Malus domestica (apple), 854 nucleotides long. RefSeq names its product dof zinc finger protein DOF1.5-like. Gene Ontology annotation, molecular function: DNA-binding transcription factor activity; DNA binding. NCBI's taxonomy places the organism in Eukaryota, Viridiplantae, Streptophyta, Magnoliopsida, Rosales, Rosaceae. The record is from RefSeq and is a predicted model, not a curated record. Gene Ontology annotation, biological process: regulation of DNA-templated transcription.
CACCACCUUUCCUUAAACCAUACAAAGUGUAUGUCUCUCAAAACAUAAACCAUCUCUCUCUCUCUCUCUCUCAAAAAAAAAAAAAAAAAAAGAAAAGAAAAAUCCCAUGGCUCAGGUCCAAAACGGCCAAGAUGUUCAUGGAAUUAAGCUUUUCGGGAAAACGAUUACACUGCAGAGCAGAUCAUCACAAGUUAAAGAAGAACCCAUAAAAGAUGAUCAAAUGGUGGAGAAGCGGCCAGAUAGGAUCAUACCAUGCCCAAGAUGCAAAAGUAUGGAGACUAAAUUUUGUUACUUCAAUAACUACAAUGUUAAGCAGCCUAGAUACUUCUGCAAGGGCUGCCAGAGGUACUGGACGGCCGGCGGGGCCCUACGGAACGUGCCUGUGGGGGCCGGGCGACGGAAAACCAAGCCGCCUUGUCAGGGGAUGGCCGGGUUCCCGGAGGGUUGUAUAUAUGAGGGUUCAGAUGUGGUGCACCAGUUUGAGUUGGAUGGGGUGGUGGAAGAGUGGCAUGUGGCGGCAGAACAAGGCGGUUUUCACCAAGUUUUCCCGGUGCUGAAGAGGCGGAGGAGCGGCUCAGGUGGUCAACCAUGCAGCUGAAUCAUCAUAUUGUCCUAAUUUAUUCUUCCACAAUAUUCCAUAUAUAUUAGUAACUUCAAGAAAUUGAAAAAAUAUGUGUAUUGUGAAUUAGCCUAAUGGUAAUUAUUGGUGUGUGUGUAUACAAAUUGGUAUUGCAAUCUUUCAUCCCUAUAUAAUUAAUGUGUGGAUGGCAUUAAUAUCGUCGGAAAAGAAAAAAAAUCACAGAAAUUAUUGUGGAAUCGAACUCAAUCAUGCAAAUGAGCACAUAAAUAAAUAU